Gigantopelta aegis is the source of this 2046-nucleotide messenger RNA. RefSeq lists its product as uncharacterized. The transcript has 2 exons. The coding region runs from base 524 to 967 and encodes 147 amino acids. The record is from RefSeq and is a predicted model, not a curated record. NCBI's taxonomy places the organism in Eukaryota, Metazoa, Mollusca, Gastropoda, Neomphalida, Peltospiridae.
UCACGAUUAGCGACACGAUUGGAAUCGUGGUCUGAAACGUGGAGUAAUCGUAGUGAUGCUAUCAGAUCUUAUCAGAUCUUGAGGUCAGUCGUGUCAAUCGUGUUGAUCGUAGAAAAGUUUUGGACGGUUAAAAAAAUUUCUACGAUAAACACGAUGAAUUGUCAAUCGUAAUCAUCGCAUCACAUCGUAUUGGAUCGUAAGAAAGCGGUACAGAACGCAUGUAAUCGUGGUUCCAAAUCGUGGUGAUCGUGAUCAACCGUGAACAAGAGAAACACCACGCUCUGUUGCGAUGCGCUGCGAUCUCCCACGAUCUGUGACGCUCUGUAGGGUACCAUAGAUUACGAUCUGACACGAAUGACUGACGAGCAGAUACGAGUAGAUACGAGUAGAUACGAGUAGUCACGGUUUGCACGGACGCUCACGAUCUGUUACGAGUUCUCGCGCUCAUAUAUAUAGUGGACAUGAUCGAAUGCGACUCUACACUUGAAGAGAGCCCAUAACUGUCAACCUUUUAAUUUCAGAGAUGCAACCGACGGGUACCAGAGAAAAGAAGAGAAAGGGCAAGGCUGCCCCACCCCCUGAGCCUGAACCAGUCCAACCACAGCCUGAACCAGAGGAGACCAUCCCCACCCAGAAAGCCAAGAGAAAAAAAACAGUGACUGUCUUUACUGAAGAUGAAAAGGAUGAAAUCAUUGAGUUCCUGAUGAGAAAUGAGGUCCUCUACAGCAAACGCCUUGCGGGCUUCAAGGAUGUCACACAGAAGGAGGAUCUGUGGGCUGUACAGGCUACCAAGAUGAACACCACUGUGUCGCAACUUAAAAUAUGGUACACAAGCAUGCGUACCAUGUUGGGCCGGCUGAAGAAACACGCCAAGAAGAGUGGGACAGGAGGAGAUGUCAUUACUGACAUGAGCAGCACAGAGAAGUGGGUGUGGGACAAGUUCUCUUUUUUUGAGGUCUCACAUUGAAACGGUGGAUGCCAGAAAUGUGGCCUCGUUUGCAGCAGCAGCACCACCAGCAAUUUCCAGUGGCACUGAAGUCACCCACUCCACCAGCCAAACCUCAGUAGUUGCCUCUACCUCCAGCAAGGCUCCAACACGACCACUCCCACCACCCUCAACACCACCCUCCCAUACAUCCUCCCAGACAGGGUCAGUCGGCUCCAGACGGGGCAGUGAGGAUAGGGUGAACUCUGGAGAACUGAGUGAGUAUUAUCUCCCCUAAUAACAAUUGCAAUUUCAUUUAAUUUCACAUUAAGUUAUACUUGGAUAUAUAGUUACUAGAAAUACUAAUAUUUUGCUUUCUCUCUUCCAGAAGACCUGCUGGUGGAAUUCAUGUCCAGAAGUACGGCUGCGUCUGGCAGCUCCUAUUUUGGGAAGUAUGUGGAGGAAACCCUGUCGAAGGUGCCUGGGGAGAUCAGGAGGGAUGCUGAGGCUAACAUUAUCCAGAAUCUCAUCUGAAUGUUGGAUGACAUAUAUCAAGAUGGCACUGAACAAGACAUAACUGAGGAAAAGGGAUGUGAGAGAAUCCAAUCUAACAUUUAAAAAUAAAUAUACAUUUAUAUUAUUUAUAAAAUAUUUCUUUGCAUUUAUACUGUUCAGAUAUAUUAGUGGGUCACUUUGGGAAGAAUGAAACACCACUUUGUUAAGACUAUUGUCCUUCAAUUUUUAUGUCUUGCUGACAGUUUACAGAUAGGGUGUGGAAGUGCUGUCAUACUGUACCGUUGACAUAAGAACAAUAACUUUUUAAAACAAUUAUUUGAAUUAAAUGGGUCAUGGGAAUUCCCAUGGUAUUCAUGGAUUUUGAACCUGUUGUUUCACUCUUUUUUUUUCUUUUCUGUUUCUUUUUCUUGACAAGACAUUUGUUACCAGUUGGUAGCUUGACCAAAAUUGGUGUCCAUUUCCAUGGGUGGAAGUAGGGUCAGUCGCAUUAAUACAGAAAUUACCUGAGAAUAUUGAAAUUUGGCCUCUAGGGACAGAUUGCUGCCUAAUUUCAUUUGUUUAAUGAUGUUACCAGAGCAUUGAUUAGUUCAUCACUGGCUACUGGA